ACGCGCAAGCGUGUGUCAGGCUGGAGUGAAGCGGCAGGUGGGGGGGGGCGUGACGUACUGCCCCCGUCCGGCCUUGGCGUGUUGUUGUUUGUUCGCGCUUUAGCUGGGCUACGUCAGCUAAACUGUCCGAUCGCCGAAGCGUCAAGCGGCCAAUCAGAGCCAGGCCCGCGAUGACCAGGCCCGCCCUCUACUUAAAGCCGCGUCAGCGCCGCGUGCGUUGCGAGUUGAGUGGCGGGCUGCUAGCUAUGGUCUUUCGACGCUACCCUCUGAAUUAGGCGGGCUCACACGAGGGAAAACACCUCCUGCUUCAGUAUUAAUUCCUAAUGCUCAUUCCUGCGCUCCACGUCAAGAAUUAGGAGUUCCCACGACCAGACGUGUGUCCUUCAGAGUUAAUGUGGCCCUCGCAAGGUUUUGAUUUUGUUUCUUUUUGCAUGUUAUGUGUGGCUACGUUGGUGGCAGACGAGCCAGUCAAGUUGCCCUUGACUAGCCAAAUAAGAGGUGUUUUAUUACAGUUUAUGACGUUUCGAAAAUCAUUGCCUUCCUCUAACCAGCUGAGGACAACGGAAAUGGUUUACCCUCCGGAUGAGGUGGGUUAGGCUGAAAAAGAUGACUGUCUCAAGGCCACCCAGCGAGCUUGGUGACUGAGGUAGCAGAGCACACUUCCCUGGGAGUCUUACUGGACUCAGUGGUGCUUACUUCUGAGUAGACAUGUACAGCGGUACUUCAGUUUACAGACUCUGCUAACCCAGAAAUAGUACCUCGGGUUAAGAACUUUGUUUCAGGAUGAGAACAGAAAUCGUGCGGCGCAUUGACAGCAGGAGGCCCCAUUAGCUAAAGUGGUGUUUCAGGUUAAGCACAGUUUCAGGUUAAGAACGGACCUCCAGAACGAAUUAAGUACGUAACAAGAGGUACCACUGUAUAUGGCCAAAUCAUGGAGGGAGAUUUGAAAGCAAGUGCCCUCAUUCUAGCCUUAACACUUAAGUUUUAGCUACACUGGUUCUCCCAAUAACAAAGUCCAAAGUGGCUACUAUAAUUUUUUCAGUUUUAUAAAUGGCAGUUGUACUGGUGGUAAAGAAUGGUGCUUUGCUCACAGAGCCCUCAUUUCAAAUCUCUUUGUAAAAAAAUAACCUAUGUUAUGCAACGAGGCUUUAGCUUAUGUUCUCUGUUUGUAAAAUGCUCGUGAUAGUGCUUUACAUAGUUACUCCACCAAAAAGCCGGUGGGGGGAGGGGGAUGUUUUCAUCUGGUGCAGAAAGGAUAAAAUUUUUGGUGCCAUGCAAGCUCUGGGGAAGGAAAUCCACCAAAUGGGUGCAACCCACCUUACCUCAAAUGGGGGAAGGGGGUUGGAACAAAUCUCCAAAGAGAAGGGAGAAAGAUCCUAAGGAACAUAAAACUUUAACAGUAAACACCAGCUUCAUUCAAUGAAUGUGAUAACCAGCGGGAAAGAACUAAAUCAUCAGUUUGUUAGCAUGUUUAAAUUUCACAAGUCCUAAACAUAAAGAAUCUAUUACUCAUUGCUAGAACAACUGUGCUAUCUUUGAAUAACUAAUCUAUGACAGAUGUAUUCUCCAUUUUAUAAAUCUACUUGAAAACCUAUCUGAUAAAAGAUCAUCCCUGCAGUAUAAUGAUUUUGUUUAUAUCAAUGUGCUUGUCACUCUGCCCUUGAAAAAAAUUAUCGUAAUACCACAAAGUUGGGUGGAUAUUGAAAAUAUGCAAGGCCUUGAUAAUGAGACACACUGCCCACAACUUUUAAGAAAAACAUGCUAAGGAGAAAAAACAACAACCCUUCAGGCAAUUUUCUUGUAGUGUUAAAAACAGUAUGUCUAAAUAUUUCAGUAUGUGUGUCUGUGACCAAAAGAGAAAUGGGUGGGUGUCACAUGGUGCUUGUUUCCAUAUAGGAAAAAUGCCACAUGUAAAGUAAACCUUUCUGGAAGUCUUCAUAACUCUCACGGUUACAGAGAUGAGGAUAAAUACUUCACCCCUACAAGCUAGUCUAUUUUGGCUUCAGUUCUAUUUAGUUAUCAUCAUCACAUCUUUACAUGGUGAACAGUUCCUGUGCAAUGAUGGACAGAUACAGUAUUCUCUUUGUUCAUCUGCCCACUGUACUUUUCUAAUGAGGGCUCUUGCUGUCCCACUGGGCUGCAUACACACAAAACUUUUAAAGUACGUGGCUUCCCAGAUAGAAACCUGGAUACUAAUUUACCCUCUUCCCUGAGCUACAAGUCUCUGCAACCAUAACAAACUUCAGUUACUGGGAUUCUUUGUGGGAAACCAUGUCCCAAGUCAGGAGGCUUUGUUUUGAGGGAAAGCUUGUGGGGGGUCUUUUUGUGUCUGAUGUUAUGCUUCCUGCCACAUACACAAGCUCCUGCAUGUGGUGUUUGUUCUAGUGGGAUCUCUAUUGACAUUACUAUGUUCUGAAUGGGUUUGCAAGGGUCCUCGCACUGAGGAUGUGAUGCCACCGAAUAUAACCACUCCCACAUUCCUCCAAUGCCAGAUGUCACACUUGCCCAUUUGUAGCCAGUGGAAGGCCUUGCAUGGUUUUACUGUGCCACCUGCAUUUCUCGAACCACUUACAAGUGCAGGCUUUCUGGGUGCACCAGUCCAAGUUAGUCUGGCAAACUUACGUGAAUAGAUUGCCAACAGGAGGCCAAUAAACGGCUGUUUAAUCAUUCUGCAAAUACGUCUAUCUAAUUGUGCUCACAGGUACACAACUAUCGAAAUAUACAAAAAAAUAAAAAAAUUGUCCAGUAGCACCUUAGAGACCAACUAAAUUUGUUCUUGGUAUAAGCUUUCGUGUGCAUGCACACUUCUUCAGAUACACUGAAACAGAAGUCACCAGACCCUUAUAUAUAGUGGGAGGGUGGGGUGGGGUUUUUCUCAGGAGGGUAGUAGGAGAUGGGUGAUUGACUCAAUGGGUACACAACUAUGUUAUAAAAAGCUUGUUGAACUUUGAUGUACGCAUAAGGCCACCGGUCACUUCCUUCAGUGGUGCUGCACUGUUUCACAGAGAUGAAUGAGGGCCUCCACCCCACCUGUGGACAUUCUGGUUUACAUCAACCUUUUCCUACAUCAGAGGUGGGGAACCUUUUUCGCUCCAUGGGCCAAAUCCUUAUCAAAAUUAGCCUCAUAGGCCAAAUUUGACACGUGGGUGGUUUUGUCCACGUGUUAAUCGCCUGACAUCACAAUGGCAUCAGGCUGAAGGUGCUUUGAAGUCCUGAAGUUGGGACUUCAAAGCACCUUGCAAGGCAGAGUUAAAAGUCCCACCCCCUCCAUUUUAGCAGAGGAUUCUAUGCAAACCUCUUCCUGAACCAGUCUACACAGUCAUGUACCACUGUUUGCCCCAUAAUCAAGCAAACAAAUUUGGAAAUCUGAAUGGCCUUAAACUGUCAGCUCAAUUUCAACAUUCUAUAACCGAUGAUAGGGUCAGACUGCUAAUAAGAUAAUAAAGCAUGCUAAAAUGUACUAAAAAAGCUAAUCAGGGAUAAACAGUAAUGAACAUUAAUUGUCACAUCACUCAAAAGCAACAUGUUUUAAUUUAAAAGCCAUGAAGAUUCCAAUUAUGUUUUCUGAGGAGUUUGCAAAAUAAAAUGGCUUCACCCCAAAUAAUAUUAAAGCAUUAUUUUGCAUUGAAAAUGCUUUUUUAACCAGUUUUUUUUAACUUCAGCAAAAUCUGGAGAUAUUACAGAUAUUAAAUUAACCCGUAUUCUAUAACAGUUGUUUGGUUAAGUAUCUGUAAUCUCUUUUCAUUCUUUUUGCUACACAAGUCAAAGUUUGAAGUAUUGUAUCUAAUCAGUCACACAUAACACACCAUGUCUUAAGCAGGCAACUGGAAAGUAAAGAGACCAUAGAACAGCCUUUGUUUAAAUAUUUAAUUGAUGCACCUUGACCAUAAUGUAAAUAAGGAAAUAUUAAGUUGUCAAUUAGAGAUAAUUGUCAUAAGAUAAGAAUUACUAUUGGGAGCAAUUCCAGUGAUUUUUUUCCGCCAAGAAUGCAUGUACUGGGCACAAUGCUACUUAAUUUGGCAACUGCUGUUAAACUGAGAUCUAACAAAGUAACACACAUAAAUAAAUCAAUGAGACUGGUGUUUAAAAGCAAUGUAAUGCCACUGUGGUCUACAGUGGUACCUCUGGUUACCUCCGGAGGUCUGUUCUUAACCUGAAACUGUUCUUAACCUGAAGCACCACUUUAGCUAAUGGGGCCUCCCGCUGCCCCCACGCCACCACCGCGCGAUUUCCGUUCUCAUCCCGAGGUAAAGUUCUCAACUCUAGGUACUACUUCCGGGUUAGUGGAGUCUGUAACCUGAAGUGUCUGUAAUCCAAAGUGCCUGUAACCGGAGGUAACCACUGUAAUGGAUAUAUCUUUGACUUUUCCCUUGUCUCCAGUGCUCUUCAGAGUUAGAAAAUCAUUACUACAAAUAGGCAGGCUUUUCCUCCUAUAACUGUUUUUGAAGUGAAAAUGAGAUAAUCACUACAAACUACUGAGUAAAAGAAAAGGAAAGUGGAAAUAUCAGUUGGUUGGUUGAUUGAUUGAUUGAUUGAUUGAUUGAUUUCUGACUAUACAUGCCUAGCUACGAUUGAGUACAAGUCCUAGAGAGUUCAGUGAAACUUAGCUCCCAGGUUAAGAAUGCAUUUGAUUAUAUUUCUCGACUUGAUUAUGUUUCUAGACCUUAGUAUCAGAUUCCUUGGUCUUUACUGCUACUUCCGUUACAUAAGUGCCAAAUAUAUUGCAAGAUCAGUAGCUUGUUAAGGGUGCUGGGAAUUGUAACUCCAUGUCUGAGUAAUAAAGUGGUAGAUUGGGACUAUAUCACUCCAGAUGGUUGAUGGGGAUGCCUUUAAACAAAUCCUUUCAAGUAAAAGAACUAAGCACACAAUUAUUUGAAUGCUGCCCUAUGUGAAAAUAAAUCUCCCUUCCAAUAGGGGAUCUCAAUAACAUCCCAGUAGCAUCUACAGUGUUACCCCAGGUUAGGUACUUAAUUAGUUCCAGAGUUCCGUUCUUAACCUGAAACUGUUCUUAACCUGAAGCACCACUUUAGCUAAUGGGGCCUCCUCCUGCUGCUGCUGCGCCACCGGAGCACAAUUUCUGUUCUCAUCCUGAAUCAAAGUUCUUAACCCGAGGUAAUAUUUCUGGGUUAGCGGAGUCUGUAACCUGAAUCGUAUGUAACCUGAAGCAUAACCCAAAGUACCACUGUAUUCCACUUUCUUAAGUCUGCAGAAUUCCUGACUACAGUAGGGAAACCCACAUAUAACGUGAACUUCUACUGUACACAAUAAACUAUAUUGAACAAAACUGAUAACAUUUCUUAGAGGAGGCAAUGAAUAUGGCCACCUCUAAUGAGAGCAAAGUCUCUUCUCUCAGUGCACUGUUUUUAAAAACUGUUUUAUAUCCCAAAGCAUACUAACUGCAUGUUCCCCUUGAACUCAAUAGGACUUACUUCUGCAUUGGCAUGUUUUAGAAUUGGGCUGUUAGCCAGUUAACUUCUGUGCUCCUCCGAUUUGAACUUUUUUGCUCAUGCAGUAUUAAGCAGAUUAACAAAGGGUGACAAGGUUAAGCACUUGUAAAAACUAUUUACACAUGAUCUCUUUAGAUCAGCAGCACUGGGAGAAAACUUACACUGGGGUAGUGAAUGGAUGGAAGUGUUACUUCAGAGUAACACAUUUUCUGCAGAUGAGAAUGCUUAAAUUGAAAGUCUGUUCAAGGGAUAUGCAUAUGUGAUUAUUUAUAGUCUCUUGCUGAAUGCGCCUCUCGCACACUUCAUUCUGUGAACAAAUAGUUUUCCUGGGUUAGAAAAGUGUGUGUUUGUAAGCAUUGUCACAUGGCAAGUUGUACCUGCUGAGAGGAAUAAGGAACAACAGCUUGUUCCCUCCUAGGAAUUAAGAGGUAUAGUUAUGGGCUGGCUAUGUUGUUUUCCGCUUCACAACAAACCCUUGAUUCUUUCAUGACAGGAGAUUUAAAUAUUUUAUAGCAUACUGUGCAAAACAGUCAAUAGCUCAUGCUCCAGUACAUUGCUGAAUGAAUUAAUCUGAUCAAUAGGUGAGAUGCCAAGGACUUGUGUUUUGCCAAGCAGGCAAAAUGUGGGUUUUGUUUCCAGAUCAUGGGAUGGAAUGAACACACACUUAAUCUGAAUGAAAAACAAUAUUCUGUUGAUAUGCUCUCUGAUAUUGGGAAAUAAUACGUGAGGUUUCCUAUUUAAAACAGAGUUCUUAUGAAUCGCCAGAUCUGCUCAGAAAAUUAUUGUUGCCAAUAUUGGAUGAGCUUCUCUAUUCUGAUACGUUUCUUCCUCCUCACCUUAAUUUUGUUUGUAGACUCCUUGAGGUAGGGAACAUCUUUUGAUGACAUUACUGACACACUAAUGGCACCAUUUAUUUAUUUUUAAUGUCUGCUGCUUUCCUCCUCUUACUCCUGCCGUGCAGAACAGAUACAGUACAAGCUAUAUAACAGUUCUUCUGUUAAGAUUAUAAAUACUUUGCAUUUCAAAUAGAUCCCUUAAGUGGUAUGAAAAUUCAUGAUACUUAAAUAAUAGAGAUCAGGAGGAAUUGCCUGCCUGUUUUGUUAUCCUUUAUUUCCGUAUCUUCAAAAUGCAAGGAAGAAGGGCAUCGGAACUGGAAAUUAUAUUUUAUAGACCUUUACAGGGACAGUAUUGCAAAAUUAUGUGGCAGCUCUUCUUUCUUGUUUUGUUUUGGAUUUUUUUUAAUAAAAAAAAGGCCCAACAAUUAGCUUUCUCCAAAGCCAUUACCAAUAUAAGCUGCCUGAAGGUCUGAGAUGUUUUCACGGUAACACUGAAUGUACCUCUCAACAAGAAGCAGUUUUUAUAAAGCUACAGCCGCCUUUUGUGGUUGGAAUCGGGGGGGGGGGGGGACUUUAGAAAUGCACCAGGUGUUAUCUUACAACACAAAAUGUAGGAGAUACAGCAACCCCAUGUGCCAAAAAAAUAUAUAUACUGUGUAUAUAUAUAGCAAGACACAGCUCUCUCUAUUUUCCGCCUAUUAAACCCUCAAGAUUCUGGAACUCAUUCCUGCAGGUGGGCUGGAUGAGGUUGAACUGAAACUUAACCCAUGGUGGAAGUCCUGUGGGUUGGAAAAUUGGCCAGUCUAGAUGGAGGUGUACAACCAGUUCUGGGCGGGUUUGCAGUCCCCACGGAAAGGCCAAACUUGCAGCCUUGUGGUUCUAGAUUAGUCACUAUUUGUGGAGGUUCAGGUGACAGUGGUAACCAGGGAAGUCUUUUUAGUAGUGUAGGAAUUGCAUAUUUAGAGCACUUGAACCUUAGCCUUAGUUACUCAUUCACCACUUAUAUGCAGGCUUAACUACUACAGUUGCACUUGUGGAGUUGCCUUUGAAGACAAUUCAGAAGCUUCAAUUGGUGCAAAACCGGCACUUGGUUGUUGUCAGAGGCAAGAAGAUUAGAGCACGCAACAACAGUCAUGCACCAGUUGCUGUUUCUGGGCCCAUUUCAAAGUGCCUGUGUUAACCUUUAAAGCCCUAAGCAGUUUUGGACCAGAUUAACAUAAGGACCUCCUUCACCCGUACUAUCUUAUCCAUUUGCUGAGAUCUUCAGAGGCCCUGCUCGUUUGCCUGCUGCAAGAUUGAUUAGGUUAGACUGAGCAAGAGAUAAAGGGAUGUAUCCAAAGAAUACAUUGUGUGACUGAAACUACUUUCACACACACAAGGUAACUUCCACACUCUUCUCCCCCAUGCACCCCGCAAAUCUGCUCUGGGGGUUCCCCCUAAGCCUCUGAUUUUGGGGAAACAGGUGCACUGAGUGGAGGGAGAAGAAAGGGAGAAGUUCCACUGAAUAAGCAGAGGUGGUUCCGCUCUUGGAAUGACUUUGUUGGAUACAACAUAGAACCUUCUCCAUGUCAGCCCCACCGUUUUGGAACUCUACUGCGUUUGGCCUCUGCAGUACAUCCCUUCCAAAUGAGUCUUAAGAAUUAGCCUUUUCUAUGGCACAUUCUAAUGAUGGAGCCAGCAGUGAAACGCUGAGCUGUUUCACAGACAAAUUCCAUGGAAGUUUAUUUGGAAGUAAGACCCAUUAAGUACAAAAGGCCUUAUUUCCUAGAAAUUGUUUAGAAGAUUUGUAUAAUUAACAUGUUUUAUGGAAAUAUUUGAAUUAGGCUUUAGGCCUAUCUUAUAAGCUGAUCUCUUAAAAAUGUCGGCUAUGCUUGAUCUCAUCAUUUUAAUGUACCUUAAUGCAUCUUAUUUUGUUAUGUAUGCUGCCUUGUGUUGUAAAAACAAGAACAAAAAGGAAUCCUUUCCAGACUGGACUACUUUGGCAUACCCUGCAACAUGUUGAGUCCCAAAACCUGGAUACAUAUCUUCCCAUCCGUGCUCCUAUGUGAGUCAUAUGACCUGCACAAUAUUACAGAGCCUAAAAGAUGUGCUUUUGGUGGGCCAUGCUUUCUCAGUGCCAAAAUAACACAUGUUUUGGGGCACCAUGUGGAAAUCUUGGUGUGAAAUCGCACAAUAUCACAGUGCCCAAAGUGGCCACGGUGCUCUUGUGGGAAACAAUUGGAUGUCCUGUUGCAGGAGUGGACUUGCAAUUCUGUAUAUUUAAAUACUCUGAAAACCCCUGUUAAAAAACAACAGCAAUGUAUAAGAAAAACCUCCAUAUCAAAAACUAUAAUUCCUAAACUUUUCUCCCUGUCAAUUUUCAGACAGGGAGGUGAACCACCAGGAGCAUUCAGCCUUUAGAUAAUCCUAACUGCAUUAAAGUACAUGUUUGCUUUUUCCCCCUGCACACUUGAAUGCAGAUGGAAGGCAAACAUUUGGGCAAAUGGAAAGCUUAUUUCUAAUAAUCGGGAAGAACGGUCAUGUGUUGCAUUCAGGGUGGGUUUGAUUUAAAUCAAAUUGAUUUAAAUCAUGAUUUAAAUCACUAGUCAGUAAGACUUGAUUGAAAUCACUAGUCAGUAAGACUUGAUUGAAAUCAUUUUUUUACAGAAAGACCCAUUCUUACUGGUAUAAUCUUAAUAUUUACAACCAGAGGAAGUUUUCAUUUUUGGAAUAAUAAAUUUUCAGAGUAAUUUUUACAGUUCUAUAAAAAAUUACCGAUUUGGUUAUACUAUUAGAAAUACAUAGACUGAUAAUUAUGAAAUUAUUGUGAGGUUUAAUAAGUUAACUGCUUUUAUUUGGACAACUUUUCUGCUGUACUUUAUUGGAAGGAGAAAAACAAUCAUUUCCUUAAUAACAAUUUAAACAAUUUAUUUAACUAAAACAAUAACAUUAUAGCAUAUGUAUCCAUGUUUGUUAACUGAUGUAGUUAAACAAUUUAAAAAAAAAACAACUUAGACUGAGUUUAAGCACACAUGAAAAACUUAAAACAAAUCCUUAUUUACUGAUGCAUAGCCUUUGGACUAUGUUGUUGUUUAGUCGUUUAGUCGUGUCCGACUCUUCAUGACCCCAUGGACCAGAGCACGCCAGGCACUCCUAUCUUCCACUGCCUCCCGCAGUUUGGUCAGACUCAUGUUUGUAGCUUCGAGAACGCUGUCUAACCAUCUUGUCCUCUGUCGUCCCCUUCUUCUUGUGCCCUCAAUCUUUCCCAACAUCAGGGUCUUUUCCAGGGAGUCUUCUCUUCUCAUGAGGUGGCCAAAGUAUUGGAGCCUCAGCUUCACGAUCUGUCCUUCCAGUGACCACUCAGGGCUGAUUUCCUUAAGAAUGGAUACGUUUGAUCUUCUUGCAGUCCAUGGGACUCUCAAGAGUCUCCUCCAGCACCACAGUUCAAAAGCAUCAAUUCUUCGGUGAUCAGCCUUCUUUAUGGUCCAGCUCUCACUUCCAUACAUCACUACUGGGAAAACCAUGGCUUUUACAAUACGGACCUUUGUUGGCAAGGUGAUGUCUCUGCUGUUUAAGAUGUUGUCUAGGUUUGCCAUCGCCUUUCUCCCAAGGAGCAGGCAUCUUUUAAUUUCGUGACUGCUGUCACCAUCUGCAGUGAUCAUGGAGCCCAAGAAAGUAAAAUCUCUCACUGCCUCCAUUUCUUCCCCUUCUGUUUGCCAGGAGGUGAUGGGCCCAGUGGCCACGAUCUUCGUUUUUUGAUGUUGCGCUUCAGACCAUAUUUUGCGCUCUCCUCUUUCACCCUCAUUAAAAGGUUCUUUAAUUCCUCCUCACUUUCUGCCAUCAAGGUUGUGUCAUCUGCAUAUCUGAGGUUGUUGAUAUUUCUUCCGGCAAUCUUAAUUCCGGCUUGGGAUUCAUCCAGCCCGGCCUUUCGCAUGAUGAAUUCUGCAUACAAGUUAAAUAAGCAGGGAGACAAUAUACAGCCUUGCCGUACUCCUUUCCCAAUUUUGAACCAAUCAGUUGUUCCAUAUCCAGUUCUAACUGUAGCUUCUUGUCCCACAUAGAGAUUUCUCAGGAGACAGAUGAGGUGAUCAGGCAUUCCCAUUUCUUUAAGAACUUGCCAUAGUUUGCUGUGGUCGACACAGUUAAAGGCUUUUGCAUAGUCAAUGAAGCAGAAGUAGAUGUCUUUCUGGAACUCUCUAGCUUUCUCCAUAAUCCAGCGCAUGUUUGCAAUUUGGUCUCUGGUUCCUCUGCCCCUUCAAAAUCCAGCUUGCACUUCUGGGAGUUCUCGGUCCACAUACUGCUUAAGCCUGCCUUGUAGAAUUUUAAGCAUAACCUUGCUAGCGUGUGAAAUGAGUACAAUUGUGCGGUAGUUGGAGCAUUCUUUGACACUGCCCUUCUUGGGGAUUGGGAUGUAGACUGAUCUUCUCCAAUCCUCUGGCCACUGCUGAGUUUUCCAAAUUUGCUGGCAUAUUGAGUGUAGCACUUUAACAGCAUCAUCUUUAAAAAAUUUAAAUAGUUCAGCUGGAAUACCAUCACUUCCACUGGCCUUGUUAUUAGCAGUGCUUUCUAAGGCCCAUUUGACUUCACUCUCCAGGAUGUCUGGCUCAAGGUCAGCAACCACACUACCUGGGGUAUACGAGACAUCCAUUUCUUUCUGGUAUAGUUCCUCUGUGUAUUCUUGCCACCUAUUCUUGAUGUCUUCUGCUUCUGUUAGGUCCUUUCCACUUUUGUCUUUUAUUAUGGAAAUCUUUGUACGAAAUGUUCCUUUCAUAUCUCCAAUUUUCUUGAACAUCUCUGGUUUUUCCCAUUCUAUUGUUUUCCUCCAUUUCUUUGCAUUGCUCGUUUAAGAAGGCCUUCUUGUCUCUCCUUGCUAUUUUUUGGAAAUCUGCAUUCAAUUUCCUGUAUCUUUCACUAUCUCCCUCGCAUUUUGCUUGCCUUCUCUCUCCCGCUAUUUGUAAGGCCUCGUUGGACAGCCUUUGGACUAUAAUGUAACUUAAAUAGAAAAUUAUCUUUAGAAAGAUUUUUCCCCAAAAAGCAUUUUAUUUUAAAAAUCCGAUUUAAAUCAAAUCCUUUCCCCCCCCCUCUUUGAUAUAUAUAUUUUUUAAUCAUUGAUUUUUAUCCACCCUGGCUGCAUUGGUCUUUUCAAAAUUUUAGAAAUACUAAGAAUGAACUUUACUGAAAGCUGUUAUGGAAACCUACCUACACAUAUGCAUGAGAUACUUUUGGACAUAGUUAAAAAUAUGUCAGAAACACCCAUCCUGACAGAAAAGGUCAAGAAGUUAGCUAUUUGAAAGACGCUUACUUUCCUCCCACCCCUGAGCAGUAGUCAGGAUGCAAACCCAAGAUUUGAAUUAAAAGAAAAAUGUUUUCUACAGUAUCUUCUGAUAAUGAAGAAAGUAUCAUCUGAAAGAAGGGCUGCAACAGACUCUCAGCCCAAGGCAUUUUUGCUUUGUUUUUAUUGCUAUCAUGCCUUUUGCAUAAACUCCCCAGCACCAUCUCACUAUUCCUGCCAACACUUUUCUUAUGAGUCAGCUGAAAACCAAAAGUCUGUUGUUUUUUAAAAAAUGGAAACACAUUUCUAGGCCACCUUUAUUGUACAAAUGCAGGUGAUAGAUGUGAAAGCCUAUUUUCCAGGCUCAGCUCUUGUCUAACCAAGACCUACUGUAUAUUCUGGGGUGGUCACGACUGCAUUUGUCUGGCCAUUGGAGGUGGUAGGGAUAGUCCCUCCUAAACGGAAACAAUGACUAACAGCUGCACUAGUGGGUCAGAUCCCAAAGGCACUCCAAUCAUAACCAGAAGACUACUGGUGCAUAACUUCCAGGUGUCUAAUCAAAACUGUAGAAGCUACAAGAAUAUGACUACUAUAGUCCUCCGCUUUAGUAGCAACAAAUGAUUUGGCCCAAGUCAGCAGAUGAUUUGGCCCCAUUACAGAUGAUUUGGCUUAACAUCAGAAUCAUCUGAAUAAUGAUGAAAGUUGCGGUAGCUGCAAAGGAAAGAAUUAGGAAUAGUGAGGGUGGGAACUUGAGUGCUAGUUGCCUUAGAAGAAGCAACUGAUGAAACUGCUUGAAACAGUAUUUCGACUGAACACAGUGGGAGAAGCCACAUAGUGCUGCUUGGAUUCAGGUCUCAGUAAACAGCUAGCUUCUCAUCUAGCCCCAGACUUCAGAGCCAUUAUACUAUUGAAGUUCAGGCAGGGCUAUGUCGCAGGGAGGUACUCAUCUAAUGCCAGUGCUCAGCUUUCUGAUAGCAUUGUGCUAAGAGAUGGAUUUCCCAGUUGUUUUUCCCUUCCUGCAAUUCUUAACAGGCCCCAUCUUGUUCCUUCUAAUACUGAACUUGGUAGUCCCAUCAUUGCUACCACCGGGGAAGUGAAAUGUGGCCAACCACAGACAAGUUAAGCACUUGAAUAGGUGGGAGCAAUGAGGACUAUUCUUCCCCUUUAUUCAGACAAAUCAUCCUCUCUCAGCUAUAGAAGCAAAAAAGGGCUAGGUUUGUGCUAGGAGCCAGCUCUAAGCCUGAACCUUUUUGCACCAUAUAACACACAUCCAAGCUCCACACCAUGGCAUGUCCUUGGGGUGAAACUUGAAAUUUUGCAAAUUUCUUCAGUAAAGCAUCUUAAAAGUAUGUUUCUGGGUGUGAGGAAUUCAAAUCUGCUAUAUUUCUUUGUUAUUGAACAACAUUUAGCUUGGUAAGUCUUUUUUGAUGAAGAAGCACCACGGCUUUUGGAUAACCAAAGAAUUUUAAUUUUACCUUCUGAAAAUGUCAGGUAAUGCUAAAUGCUACUACCACUAAAUAAUUAUAUUCAUAUAUAAUAUAACUGCAAGUACUUGGCAAUCGUUUUUAAUGAUUUCUGUGCAGUUUUACACACAUUUUAUUUACCAGCAGAACUAAAUUAUUAAUUUAAGCAAAAUAUCUUUUGAAUUCCCAAGUCAUGUUACAGCUUUUCAGCACCCUUCAUCUUUGGAAUUUGAAAGUUGAAAAAUUCAACACACCCUAUUGCUACAAGGUUCCUGUUGCAGACUGAUUGGAGGUAAAGUGAAGGGGAACACUCAUGUUAGGGGCUGGGAAUGCACCAGAAGAUUCUGAGUGCCCAGCUGUUCAUUGUUGUUUAGUCGUUUAGUUGUGUCCAACUCUUCAUGACCCCAUGGGCCAGAGCACGCCAGGCACUUCUGUCUUCCACUGCCUCCCGCAGUUUGGUCAAACUCAUGCUGGUAGCUUCAAGAACACUGUCCAACCAUCUUGUCCUCUGUCAUCCCCUUUGCCUUGUGCCCUCCAUCUUUCCCAACAUCAGGGUCUUUUCCAGGAAGUCUUCUCUUCUCAUGAGGUGGCCAAAGUAUUGGAGCCUCAGCUUCAGGAUCUGUCCUUCCAGUGAGCACUCAGGGCUGAUUUCCUUCAGAAUGGAUAGGUUUGAUCUUCUUGCAGUCCAUGGAACUCUCAAGAGUCUCCUCCAUCACCAUACUUUUAACAUACUUUUGAGAUGCUUCACUGAAGAAAUUUGCAAAAUUUAAGCUGUUCAUAGUAUUACUCAACUACACUGGAAAGACAGAUCCUGAAACUGAGGCUCCAAUACUUUGCAGGGUAUGCCAAGGUCCUGUACAUACAAAGAUCAUCAACAUCCAACACUGUUGCUUUUCCUAUACAGUAUUUACCGUAGGGCAGUGUUUGGUUUGUUCUGUGGUUUACCAAGCUUGUGUGAGGCAAUGGCAAAGUCUAAUGGGACUGGCUGGCACAAAGUGAUAAUGUGACGUAGAGCAUGCCCCAGCAUUCUCUGCAACUCACAAGUCUUCCUCAGCAGGCAAAUUGAAGAAGAAUUAAUUGAGGGCACAAAGCUUGAAAGCCAGUGCUAUAAAGCAAACAAAAUAAAUGACAUCCACCAUGUUAGUCAAACAGACCAGCACAUUCUGUAUGAGACUUUUCUUCAGUAUAUAAUAUAUCAGGACAUGACACUUUAGUCAGUUGACAACUGUACUACGUUCUGUAUUCAUUUGGUGUCUAUAAGGGCCUCUGUUCACCAACACAGAGGGUGGUCAGUAUUCCUUUAGGUGAAGAUCAACUAGUUCCUCUGUUCUAAACAGUUAAGAAUAGAGUUGCUUAUAAAAUGUAGGAAAUGCUUUCUGGAAUUUAGCCAAUAAAAGUUUUUGAUCUUAGCUUGAUCUUUAUUUUCACUAAUCCUUUUCUUUUUGUGUUCUUUCCUUUUGUUGAUCUGCCAAGAUUCUGUCACUCUUGUUCUUCCUUCUCUCUCUGUCUUGGUCUUGCUCUAAAAAUAUCUUUGCUAAGUUUAAUUAAACAUUUUACCAUAUUUGCCAAGAGCAAGUUCCCAUAGUGACAUAGAAUUUCUCAUCGAAGUGCCCUGGAAAUUAAUAAGGGUUUAUUGUAACCUUUAGAUUUUAUUUUACAAGAUUUUCAUAUUUUUCAGGGGUAGGGUGGGGUGGGGAAUAGGCUCCUUACAUCACUCCAGGCAGUUUCUGUUAUGAUCCCCAUGUCAGUCUCCAGGCUAUUAUUGUUAUUCAUUUAUUUAUUGCCUGACCUCUGCCCUAAGGUCCCAGAGUGAGUCACAACAUCAAAAUACAACGUUAAAAAACAGUUUAUAACUUACAAGCAUAAAAAAUACAAUCCUAAAAACAGGCACCCCAAGUGUCAUGUUACAAUCCUAAAACACAUACCACAAGUGUCAAAAGCCGAGAUAAAGCAUUGCGUCUUCAGCAUUUUUUGCAUCAGCAUCCCUCUCUCCCCCCCCAAAAAAGAUUCCCCCCUCCUGUCUUUUUGUGGCAUUUUAGUUGGUCCUAAUAAAUGUAUUAUCGUACUGUGGUUUGGCCAUUACGAGAUCAGCAUGCUGGACUAUAUGGGCCAUUGGCCUGAUCCAGCAGGCUCUUCUAGAAUUAUUAAACAAAAAAUAGCAAAAGGAUGGCUUGAGAUAUAGUAGAAAGGCCCCAGUAUGGGCCAUGGAGUAACAUCAGAAAUGUAGAAAUUAUAAUUUCAGAAUUAUAAUAGGAACUUUGAUUUCAUGACUCAAAUAUCAUGCUACAUCUUUGUACUAUGGCCCCCCCAAAAUUACGUUUGACUCCUUCCGGAACCUGCUGAGCUCUGACUCUGUCCAGUUACUAGCAUUUUUAAUUCAAAAGUUGGCAAUUCUAGAGGCUGGUUAAGCCUGUGGGCUUGGCAGGCCCCCUUUAUAAACAAGAACUGCUAUAGCACAUUGAGUUUCCAGAAGACCAUAUGUGGUAUGAACAUAAGUGAUCAAUAUCAUGGGAGGAGUGUUUCUAAGACUAAGGUGAAACUGAGUCUCCUUUGUUAUUUUUGUUAUUGGAUCCCACAUGUUGUUUAAGUAGUCUUGCUAUAUUUAUAGUAUUUGAAUUGUUAGUUUGGUAUGUUGUUAUAUUUUUGUUUUGCUAUGCUGUUAUGAAAUUUUUGCGAUGUUAUUAUUAGAUUGUAUUUGCAGUGUUUGUUUGAAAUACGUACCUGUUUCUUUGCAGUGAGCUCCUUAGAGCAUGAUUUUUUUUUGUGGAAAAGCGGCAUAUAAAUCAUGAAUGAACAUUCAUUACCUCCUAGUUUCCGCCCUUUAUGACACAGUUUAAAUAUGCCAACGUUAGCAUUUUUGAAAUCCUGGUAUGAAGAGUGUAUUCAUUCCGCUUCCUGAACUGGACUUCCGUAUGUCACCAAAUGUUUUGAAAACGGUUUUUUAAGUCAACAUGUUCCGAGAUUGUAGUGGGUAUGCUUCCUGAUACUGAAAAACUUGAGAAAUUGCUGACUAGCCAGCAGGAGGAACAGACUCGUGGGAUUAUGUUUGCGCGGCUGCAACUGCUUGUGAAUGCUAGCAAAGAGAAGGAUGUGGCUUCUUCUCAUGUACUGGGAGAGCAGAGGAUGAUUCAGAUCGGGGUUCUGCAUAAGGCUCCCAUACCUAAUAAUCUGGCCCUGAAGGGUCAGGCAUAUAAAACUGAUGCUAGGAAGGAAAGUUGUGUUUCCUACAAUUAAAAAGUCAUUCUUUAUGGGGGGAUAAAAGAAAUCCUGGAUGGUCUCCAAAUGUCAACAAGAUUAUAAUCAGCUAAUUUGUUUCGGGAGGAAUUUGACAGUUUGAACAUUUUACCGUAAGCCACCAUCCCUCUCCUUCCUUCAGCCAUGUUCCCUUCCUCCUCCAUUAAUUUUGGCAAAGUUAAUGGCACUAUCUCCAUUGUCCUAAUACUCCUAUGCACACAACACCUUUGGGCAGAGAGGCAUGUAUUUUCCUCUGUCAGGCAGCAUCACAAAAGAUAUUAUUGACCAAAGAGGAAGAUUUCCUAAUGAAGCUAUAAUUCAUUGAAACAUAUGAUACCUGCAAUUACAUAAAACAUCCUUUUGUUUUGUUUCUGUUUUUUUAAAAAAACCUCCAGGCCUUUGGUUUGUUUUUUUCAUUCAGACACAAGCCCUUCUGCUCCUUAUUACCCCCAAGCUAUGAAUGAGUUUGGGCGUUCAUCAAAUCCCCUACCUCCUGGUUUCACCCACUGUCAUCCCACACCUGCAAACCUGAAAAGCCAACUCUUCUGGCUGACCUCUUCUUCCCCAUCCCAUCUUCGCUGUCAGCAUUACUGUAUAAAACUAACUCAGUGAAACACUUUUUGAACAAGGGAAUAAAAGAAGGCACUUUUCUGGUAGAUAGUUUCAGAAAGCGUUUGGGCCACAGCAAAAGAAUAUCCACUGUUGGUUGCGGUAAUGUUUCGGAAUACCAGUUGCUGGAAACUGCAGGAGGGCAGAACAGUCAAUCUCUCUCCACAAGAACCUUUGGUUGGGAAGCCAUGAAUGUUUGAAGUGGUAUCAUAGCACUUUAUGGUGUGAAUGCGGCCUGGAUCUUGUCCAAACUUUAUGGUUCUAAUACUCUUCUUCCGAACAGUUGGAAAAAGUGAAUUUCACACACUGGUGAGGCAGACACGCUCACAUGCUCAUAAGCCACAUUUCACCCCCACAAAUGUGGAGAGAGGGCAGGACAGAACUCCCUAUGCAGGUAAGUCAAUGAGGGCACAAGGAAGGCAUAUUGCAAGGUGUGACUGACUUGUGACUGUUUCCCAUGUCUCCCCAACUCCCACCCCUUGUCAUGCCUCGGCUGUCUUGCCCUAAAACUCUUCUCCUCCAGUAGUGGGAAGCAGUGCUUACCUCUCACACAGGGACUCCGUGGCAGCAUUGCUGUUGUUUCCAUCUCUAUGGGCAGGUAGCGGGAACAGUAUAAGUGAAUGCUGAACAUCAGGGAAUGCAUGUGAUAUUUAGGAAAGCCAAUCAGCCUGCCCACCGUGGAGAGGGUCCAGUGCAGGCCUCCCCACACAGGAAUGGAAAGAUGCUGGUGACUAUCCUCUAACUUUCAGAUGGUUGAUCCGUGCUUUGCUUUUGAUACAGUCACUGAUAACACAAUUCACAAAAGAAAAAGAAAAGAAAGAAAUCACACAAAUCAGGUUUGUAGAGAUGACAGUUUAGGCCAUGAUGGAAAGAACAUAAAUCAAUGAGCACAUCUUUCUUUCCAUGGGCGUUUGAUAACAUCCUCUGACUGUAGGCCAAAUAUAUGUCAGUACAAUUUACUGUGGAAUAUAAUGUCAAUAACAUAUAAAGUGCUGUCUAAUUAGUAGGAGUGGGGUUUUUCAGAAAACAAAAAAGAUCCUAUUAUGUAAACCAGAAGAGCAAUGCUUCUUUCCUUUUACAACUUGCUAAAAGAAACGACAAAAAUGCCACAUAUAUAUUUCCAGACAGGAAUAAAGGAAGAACUGCUUAAGUCAAGAAUGGGGAUCCUCCAGAUGUUGUUGGACUCCAGUUCCUAUCAGCCUCAGCAUGGCCAAUGGUCAGGUAUUAUGCAAGCUGUAGUCCAGCAACAUCGGAAAGGCAUUGAUUCCUCACCCCUGGUUUAAGUUUUACAUAUGAACCUGCCUUGUACUGAGUCACCUUAUUGGUCCAGCAGCCCUGGGACCAGGGUCACCGCCUUGAAGAAAAUCGGGGGGGGGGGGCAGACAAAGAUGGUUAUAUGGGUGGGAGGCAGGGAGGAAGAAGGGACAGCAGAAAAUAAACUUGAAACUAAAUAGUGAAGCUCUGAACAAUGUCUCUUGCUGUUGGAAGUACAUGUAUCAAGACAGACUGUGCACCCCCCCACACACACACAUACACAUACAAACUUUGCAGAAGUAGCCAGAGAACACAAAUCUCCGUUUCCUCCUCUUGUUUGGAAUGCUGAGGUGCCUGGAUUUCCUCCGGUCAUUCCCCAGCCCCCCUGUGCAGAUACCCCUUCUAGCUUCAAUCGCAAGCCCCAUAAGGAACAUUUUUGGAGGUUUUUGCCCAAUCCCAGCUCUCUUUUCAUCCAACAACCCUUUUACAAGUUCGUUACAUGGCUUGCCGGAAAACGAAGUCCAAACAUGGCAAAGAAAGAAGGCAGCAGUGCUCAUCAAUUUGGGGGGAGGGGUUGGCUCUCUCAAAUAUUUUAUGGGGGGGAGGAGUGAAGGGACCUGGCCCCUAGGAUUUGGUGCCUAAGCCAGGGACCUUCUGCAUGCAGAGCAAAUCAUCUACCCCCAAGCUAUGAAAAUAGCAUUCAGAUAAUAGUGUGGUAAUCAAGAAUGUUGGUUCAGAUAACUAAGGCCUAAACUAGAGGACAGGAAGCAUGAAAGUUUAAAUGCAGUUAAUUUAUUGUAAAAGAAACUUCCAGAAAUACAGUUUCAAAAGAUGUGGGAGUUGAAGUGAAUGGUGAUGAGAUUAAGAUCAUUGUUCCAUCCGAAGCAAGUGCAUUUUUCAUCAGAUAAAAGGGAAAAAGGAAAGUAAAUUUUUCUGAAGAUAUGUCUAAUGUGCUAUCUAUAAACACAAAGGGCACAAUCCAGUCAAAGUGCUUCAGAGCAGAAUCUUAGAUGUGUUUAAAGUAAGCUCCACUGAAAGCAAUGUGCCUUACUCCCUGUAAGAGUGUAUACAGAAUUGUAGCCUCAAAGUCCUACUGCUUUUCACAGAAGUGAAGCAAAUUUAUUUCCAAUAGGACAUAAAAGUGCUGAGCUUUGGCUAGAUUGUGACCUAGAUCAACUUUGACUGACCUUUCAACUUGCCAUUGAGAAAUAAAUUAUAAACUAAGAUUGUACAUUACCAAGUAAUUCGGAGUGUGGUUUCAGUAAGAAGCAGGUGUAUGUGUCUAUUAAAUGGUUUUUAUUUAAUAGAUUCAAUUUGCAAUAAAAGAGAUUCCAAGCAUUGGGAAGAGAUUUCUGCCUCAGAAGGUGGUAGAGUCUCCUUCAUUGGAGGUUUCUAAGCAGUGGUUGGAUAGCCAUCUGUCAGGGAUUCCUGCAUUGCAGGGGGUUGGACUAGAUGACCCUUGGGGUUCCUUCCAGCUCUACGAUUCUAUGAUUUUAGUAGGCUCCUGUGAGAUGACGUGAUUAUUUUUCAUUCAGCGUUCAUUGUAUAGUCAGAUUAUGAAGAGAAUCAGGUCAUCUCUCACGCAGUCUUCAUGCUCGAUGAAGAGAGUUUGAACAACAGAAGGCCAAGAAAUUGGCCACUGAAAAAUUAUGGACGUUGACUGAUUCCUUUCUCUGCCAGCUAAGCUUCUCAAGGUGCAGUAUGGAACAUGUGAAGUAGUAAGUAGAAAAUGCCUCUGAGCAUGUGCAGAUGCUCACCGUUCUCUCAUUGGUAUGACAGUGAGCACACCUGAGAUCAGUGCUAAGGCUUUCCGGGCAUAGACAGCAUCAAGCCGUGGCAUCUGUCACUUUCUAAAUUAGGCACUGGAUUGUCACCAGGCCACUAUAUCUACAUCAGUAACAAAAUGAUCACAGAAUUCUGGCUAUGAGGAAAAGUUAAUUAAAAAUCUGGGCUCAUCUUCAAAAUUGAAACUGCUUCUCUUUCUGCCACGUCUCAUAUUUUCCUCCUCCUCUCAUAUAAGACCAGAACCUGGAUCAUCCAGUGAAGCUUAUUAGCUGGAGAGUCAGGGCAGACAAAACAUAGGACUUCUUCACAUUAAUGCACAAUUACUUUAUGAAAAUGCUGCCACAAAUGUGGUCAUGUUUGCUGGCUUAGAUGGCUUUAAAAGGGGAUUAGAAUAAUUCACAGAGCAUUAGUCCAUCAAUGAUAACUAAUCAGGAAGGCUUUGGGGAUGUCUAGAAUAAGGGGCAGUUGUUGUGGAGUAGCAGCAUGGGUGGUAAUUGACUGGCCCUGAUCUAGCAUAGCCCAUUUUGUGCUUCUAUAUGCAUGUUAUAGAAAAAAGGUGCAUACUGACCAUUCAGAAGUGUACCUGUACAUAUGGUAGCAAGUACUUCAUAGAGCAAUAUUGGUUCCAUGGGUUGAUGGACUGUAUGUAUGAAUCCACCCUUUGCAAAUCCUCACUGAAUCAAUUGGCCAUCAUUAACUAAUCACAUUACAAUAUUAAUAUGAUACUUAUACCUGUUGCUUCAUUCAUCACUGACAGUCACUGACAGAUGGAAAUUAAAAUGCAACAUGUUAAAAUUCUGUUCGUUGCCCUAGGCAUGUUCUAGUUGUUCAUUUUGCCAUUUCAUGUUUAAUCGUUUACCUGAUGGUUAUGAGUAAAAAUAAUAAUUAAACCCCAAUUUAAAGAAAUACAUUAAGUUCUUUCAUUGGGGAUGGCUUAAAAGAAGGCAUGGAAUUAUCAGAUUUAUUAAAACUUUAAAAUGUUCAGCAGAAGAUAAACAACCACCCUCUUUUCUUCCACUGUAUAAAAAGCAGGCAGAGAGAUGUUGGGAUCAUAAUUUGCAAAUACAAGUAGCAUCCUGCUUUUAAAAGAUGUUCAUAAACUGCUUUUUAAAUUUGGGAAGAUAAAGAAUAAUUUGGAGGUUCUGUAACUUCACCUUCUGUGAGCUUAAUUCCCGGGGGGGGGGGAUACACAUUCCUUCUUUGGGAGCCAGCGUGGUGUAGUGGUUAAGAGCGGUAGUCUCGUAAUCUGGGGAAUCGGGUUCGCGUCCCCGCUCCUCCACAUGCAGCUGCUGGGUGACCUUGGGCCAGUCACACUUCUCUGAAGUCUCUCGGCCUCACUCACCUCACAGAGUGUUUGUUGUGGAGGAGGAAGGGAAAGGAGAAUGUUAGUCGCUUUGAGACUCCUUCGGGUAGUGAUAAAGCGGGAUAUCAAAUCCAAACUCUUCUUCUUCUUCUUAGAGUUACCUUUGAUUUGGGGUGCCUUCAGUUUGUCAGUAUUUUGUAGAAGGGAUUCAAUAGGUUUGUGUGAUAAAAGUAGAUUAAUGUGAUCUGCCACCCUAGUGCAGCAAAUUCAUUUUCUCAUAAAGUGCAAUUUUUGUUGAUUGGGAAGUGAUGGGGAAAUGCAUAGAAAAGUGUGGGAUGAAUGAAUGAUUAACAGGAAUAUUUGUUAAUACCCUGCAAGCAAAUCAGAAACAAUGCUCGUUGUCUUAUAACAGCCCUGAAAACAAAUCAGAAUGAAUCAGGGGUGCCAACUUGAAUAAAAUAUGGGGGGGGGGCAAGUAAGCCCUGUCCUGCAUAAUCAAUCACAUGACAUGGUGCAUGGACACCAUUUGAAUGGCAAUGGGGGGCAACCCAUCAAAUAUUUUAUGGGGGGGACAAAGACCCCUUCGCCCCUAGGAGUUGGCUCCUAUGGAAUGAAUGCUCAAUAAACAAGUCAUUUGGAGGAGCCCUUGAGCAGUUGAGGGCAAAAAAAAAAAUCUGUUGUUGAAGAGCUAAGCUUAAUGAUGCAAUAGCAAGGGAAAUUAAAGUUUCUAGGGUGCGCCUAAAGUAAUUUGUAUAUUUUCCAACUAAGGAAAGUUAGUUGAAAUCAUAAGAAAGAGAUUACUUGUUAUUGGACAUUUGUUGCUGAGAACCAAGCAGUCCCCCUCACCCUGUGCCCAUGAAAUGUGGAGAAAUAUGGCACUCAAUCUAUGUUGUCCAUACCAUAGAUCUAUGGGAAGGUGGGGGGGGGGGGAAUGGACUACUUCAAAUUUCAAUCACUAGUUAAAAGGGGCAAAAAACAUUGGCAAAGCCAAUUUAGCCAACAUUUAUAAAAAGCAGAGACAUCACCUUACCGACCAAGGUCUGUAUAGUUAAAGCUAUGGUUUUCCCAGUUGUAUGGAAGUGAGAGCUGGACCAUAAAGAAGGCUGAUUGCCGAAGAAUUGAUGCUUUUGAAUUAUGGUGCUGGAGGAGACUCUUGAGAGUCCCAUGGACUGCAAGAAGAUCAAACCUCUCCAUUCUUAAGGAAAUCAGCCCUGAGUGCUCACUGGAAGGACAGAUCGUGAAGCUGAGGCUCCAAUAUUUUGGUCACCUCAUGAGAAGAGAAGACUCCCUGGAAAAGACUCUGAUGUUGGGAAAGAUUGAGGGCACAAGGAGAAGGGGAUGACAGAGGACGAGAUGGUUGGACAGUGUUCUCAAAGCUACCAGCAUGAGUUUGACCAAACUGCGGGAGGCAGUGGAAGACAGGAGUGCCUGGUGUGCUCUGGUCCAUGGGGUCACGAAGAGUCGGACACGACUAAACAACUAAACAACAAUGAAGCCCAAUAAGAAAAAGAUCCUUCAAGACAUCAAUACAUAGUUUUGCCACAGUGUUUCAUGUAGCAACUUCUGUAUCGUAGCUACUUAUCUUCAGCUUGCCUGAAAGGAAAACAACCACCAUGUGUUUCCUCAAGACAGAUGAUAUCAGCUUUGUGAUGGACAGUGAACUUCUCUAUCUGUAGACAGAUGUCAAAGGAUGAAGGGUUGAUAGAGGGGCAGCAUUGCUGACUUGUCCUUAGAUGGUCAUGGCUCUUACUGUAGGUUAUGGAGGCAUGGACUUUAUAGUCAUGUACGAGUACUCCUGGGUAUAGCCACAAGCAUACGUUUAGAGGAUUUCAGAGUUUGAGCUGCACCAUUUGGAUUUGUGCAAUGUUUCUAACUGAGGGAGAGAGAAUGCCUUCAAAUGUCAGAAUCAGGAAUUUAAAGUUCAUGUGAAAUGAACAGUCAAGGUCACAAAAGAAAUGACUGUUAAAGAACUGCAGGUGUGGAAGCAAAAUAUCUGUGCGUGAAUAGCUCAGUUGGUUAGAGUGUAGUGCUGAUAACACUAAGGUUGCAGGUUCGAUCCCCAUAUGGGACAGCUGCAUUGCAGGGGAUUGGACUAGAUGAUCCUUGGGGUCCCUUCCAAUUCUACAAUUCCAUGAUUCCAUGAUCAUAGAGGAAAUUAAUGAACAUCAAUAUACAAAGCAUGUAUGUCAUUGGCACUUUGAACGGGGGGGCAGGGCAAUGAUUGUGAAAAGGAUGCCCAUUGCAACUUGGUUCAAGCUGGCCAGGGCUGUGGCUACUUGUGGAUAGCUCUGAAUGUUUGGACAUGGUUUCUCUACUAGUAGCAUGCUAGACUGCAAAACCCAAAUUAGUUCGACCCAGUUAACACUGUCUAAAUUCUGUGGAGACUCAUCUUCACUUCUGGGGCAAUAAGCAAGGGAAAAGACAAUACUAUAUUUUACUUUAUUUUUUAUAAAAACAAUAUAAAGGGGAUUUCCCAGCUCAAGAGGCAGGGAAAGGGAGAAAGCACACCUGUAAAAUCUAGAUAUUAGUGCUAAUUUGGCAUAGAAUUUGCUUCCUGUACCAAAACUUGCUGGAACACUUUGGAACACUUUCCUUUUUAAAAACAAAAUACAAAAAAAGCCCCAAAACCGCAAAAGCCCUCCUUUUUGUUACUGUGUAACAAUUAAAAAAAAAUCCUAACACCACAAAACUGUAGUUUCCCACUAGUUCAGGUCUUAACAUGAUUAGACUGUUUUGCGUUUAGACAAACAUUGAAAAUUGCUUCCACCUCUUUCCGAUUCUUUUCUGCUGGCCUCAGUCUGUGAUUUAUUGUCUGCCUCUCAAAUGUGACAUUUUUGUUGAUAUUCUUAACAAUUACCACACCCACCAAACUAUACUCUCGACACAGGCUUUCUCUCCACUUUUGUUCAGCUUGCUUGUUGGUGUGCCACGAUUCAGAUAGUAAGCUAGAAUGCACAAAGCUGAUAAACUCAUUCUUUUUCGUUUAUGAAGUAAUGGUUGGGUCAAGGUUGCUCAAAGUAGAUUCAGAAAGGACCUGAGCUACUAAAAUAUUACAGAGGUUAGAGUCUCUUUUGUACAGCAAAAGGCUAAAGCGCUUGGGGCUUCUUGUUCAGAAAAGAAAGACUUCAGGCCUUUAGUGAUUCUGGGCAGUUUGGGCAUCCAGUAGGAUGGAGAACAAAAGGCAGUAAUCUAAGACCUGAGAAAUAAGAGCAAUAGUCUGGAAGUGCCAUAAGAUCAGAGUACAAAAACAGGAAUAUAAAACCAAUCACACAUGGAAGCAGAACAAAGACCCAGCUUAGUAUUUUGACUGUCGAAACAAAAAAAUCUUGGAGCAUUUUAUUCCAAAUCCCAGUGCAGAGACACCACCAUCUUUAUACCUUAAACAGAUAUCUUUCUUGUACCACGCAAAGAUAAAAGAUGUGAUCUGUCUGGGGCAUCUAUUGCAGAAGCGAUAAGUUUAUUAAAAUAAAUUCCAAAUAGAACAAAGCAUUUUUUAUUAAUUUUUAGAAUGUACACAAAAUAGUGGUGAUUAUAGAACAAUGUAUAUCCUUAUCAUUGUCUCUUGCCUUCUUCUAUCAGACGUUUAGUAAACCUUUAAUCCGUAGGCAGCUGUAACUUCUUUUUUAAUGCUUUUAUUAUAUAUUAUUCAACUAGAAGGGGAAAGUGUGACUUCCUAAGCACUGAUAUCGUCCGCAAUUGUAAUCCCUCCCACUGAUUGCCUGGAUUCAAGUCUGUCUUACAGGUUUCACUUUUUCAGUAUGAGGAGAACGAGGUAUCACUUCCCCCUGUUGAUGUUCCUUGACAUAAAUCAGUGUGUUGACUGUGUGAUAUUUAACAAAAAGAACCUCUAACAUUAUGCAGCCACAUACCAGCAUGACAUCUGUUGUAGGGAAAAGGUGUUGAGCAAUGUUCAUACAGAUUGAAAAGUUCUUUAGUACUUUACAUGAACUUUAUGGUAGAGACAAAGGUGGGGGGAAUCUCGGCAUGGUCCAAAUUCUGCUACCUUUAUCAUCCUAACACAUGCUCUUGGUUGGAAAAAUGGGGAAUGAUUUCUAGGGCAUAAAGCACAGGUGAUGGACUUGUGGCCCUCCAGAUAUUGUUGCGCCUCAUCUCCCAUCAGCCCCAGCUAACAUGGCCAUUGACCCGGGAUGAUGGGAAUUUUAAUCCAACAACAUCUGGAGGGCCACAGGUUCCCCACCUCUAAUGUAAAGUUUCAAAGUAAGUCUUCUCUAUUAAGAAGAAGCAUACAAAAUGAACGUCUGAGCUUACCUAUUUCUUUCAGUGUGUAGCUCUUGUGUAUGGUACUGGGGUGGGGGUGUUCACAGCAGUAAGACACUGGUGCUCUACCAUCUAUGCCACCUGCAUUGUUUCUAUGACAAACCUGGUAGACUGAGCUUGAAUGAUACCAUCUAGGAUGCGGGACCAGCCUGUCUGAGCCUCCAGUUGGCUGGUUCAAGGGGCAACAGGUCCUAGAAGAGUCUGGUCUUGUUCCUCAGCCUUAGCAACUCAAUGUGGGGACUCUGCCUAGUUCCUGCUGUGUUCUCCUUUUGAUCAUGGUGACCACUACCUGUCUUUGAACCUGCUUCUGGCCUGAGUGACUCUCUGUUGCUGCCUUGGAGCUUGACCUUUUUCCUGACCUUGAACACACACCUGCCUUGGGCUGCUUUGAGAACCUCAUUUGCUGCCCUGGAACUUGACCUCCUGCCUGAUUUGGAUCGUGCACCUGUUUUUGUGGACAGCCAGUUCCUCAGGCCUCAGAACUUGAUCUGAGAGAAGUCAACAAAUGGAACAUAGGCUCUUUUAACUAAACGUGUUAUGAGAAUCGAUUCCUUGAAACAGAUCAUGUGGCACAUUUCCCCCCCCGGCCGCUGCCCUGGAGUUUUUCUUCCCCUCUUCAGGAGUUUCUGCUGGUGUUCAUUGUCAUAGGAUCCUGGCAGUGAAUCUUUUUCAGUCUCGUCAGCUAUUUCUGCCCUCUCUGUUUGCCUUCCUGCAGCAGCUAUAACAGUUGAGGGCAUCAGGAAAAGGGAAGGCUACAGCAAGCCAGUCCUCAAUGUUGGGACUCGGCUCCAGCUGAAAACCCCUUUCUUCUAGCAAGAGGUGCCAACUUGAAUAAAAUAUUGGGGACCCAGGUAAGCCCUGCCCCACAUAAUCACCUGACAUAGCAUGCACAAACACACACCAUUUGAAUGGCAAUCAAUGUCCACCAACUUUAGGGGUGCUGGUCCUUUCAUUGGAAACUUUGGGGAGCCCUGGCCCCCCAGCUCCUUCCUUGAUUCUCCUGCUUCCAGCAGCAUUUUAAUUGCUGUGAGCUGCUUUCUGAGAUAAUGUUCAACUGAGAAUUAGUAGUAAUAUAAUACAGCCUAUUUCAUAAAAGGUAAAGGUACCCCUGCCCGUACGGGCCAGUCUUGACAGACUCUAGGGUUGUGCGCCCAUCUCACUCAAGAGGCCGGGGGCCAGCGCUGUCCAGAGACACUUCCGGGUCACGUGGCCAGCGCGACAAAGCUGCAUCUGGCGAGCCAGCACAGCACACAGCUGUUUACCUUCCCGCCAGUAAGCGGUCCCUAUUUAUCUACUUGCACCUGGGGUGAUUUCGAACUGCUAGGUUGGCAGGCGCUGGGACCGAGCAACGGGAGCGCACCCCGCCGCGGGGAUUCGAACCACCGACCUUUCGAUCGGCAAGCCCUAGGCGCUGAGGCUUUUACCCACAGCGCCACCCGCGUCCCUAGCCUAUUUCAUACUGGCCAAUAUAUUACAUGUCCCAAUACGAAGUUCCUCCCAAGAAAAUGAAACCAUUUACUGCUUCUCAACAGCCUGCUGCUGUCUCAGACUAGCAAAAGAUCAUAUAAUCCUUUAAACACUGAAAGGAAAUUGUAAAUAAAACACAGGAUGGCCCCCAGGGUAUUAGAAAGUGCAGCGAAGACAGAAAAUCUGAUGGUAUAGAAUAAAGGCUCCUGGGAAUUUAAGAGCUCUGCCAGCUUAAUAUGCCAAAAAGUGAGGGGUGGGGUGGGGCAAGACCAUUUCUGUUCUUUUCUUCAAUAGGGUGUUAUUCUGUGAGCAAGAUGGAGAACAGCCAUGUUCGGAAUGAAAUAGCCUGCUUUUCUAGGUUGCACUUGCCAGAUGUGUGUGUCAGGGAGAAAGUUAAGCACAUGUGUUUGAUAGGGGAAUUCCAGGCCAAUGUCAGCACAAAAUGGACAGUUCUUUGUAGACUGGGAUAUCAAAGACUGUAUGGCAAGAUAUGAUUUCUUCUUAACAUAUGAAAAGCAGCCUUCAGUUUCCUCAAGCGACUGCAGAGGCUUAAAGAGAUGAGCAGACAGCUAUUGAAAGCAAGAUUGUGCCUGCUUGGUGGUUCUAUCUGACUUCCAGAUCAGCUCCCAAAAUAGGAGAGGCCUGGUAGACAAGUGAAAGCUAUUAUGCUUUUGAUGUAAGGACCAACAUUUAAGCAGAUGGAGGAGAGUGAAAGGGGGAGAUGAGGCAUUUGCAAACAUCAUGAUAAAAGGGAGACUAUUUGAGAAGUCACUUAACUCUGUGGGGAGGAGGAAAGCAAAGAAUUAUCAGGAGGGGUCAAGGAGACUACCAACUCAUCCCAAAUCAACAACGAAGCAGUGUAGGAGAAUUUAAGAAGAAAGCGGUAACUGAAGGAAGGCGUCGCAUUACGCUCCUCCAACCUUCCUUUCAGAGCUUGUGGGUGCAUGUUUUCUUGACAUUUACAGAGUCCAAAUUAUUCACCAUCCAUCUCAGUGAUUUAACACCAGAGGCAGGUGGUAGUUACUAUCGAGCAGAUAAUUUCUUAGCUUUGUGCCAGGGCACACAAAUGUGCCACAAGUGGGGCUGAAGUGUACCUUGGAAAAUUAAAUUUGCAUCCACCACUAUAUACCUCAGGUCCCAAUAUAGUCUUCCAUUCACAAAGAGGGUGGCAAUUUUUUCCACCACCUUCCAACUUUAUACCUGACCCCCACUAUUCUCAAGGGUGAAAACAAUUGCUGGGAACACAGGAAGUGUAGAGUAACAAUUGCCUCCAACUUUAACCCAGCCUUGGGUGAUCAGAAGUUUGUGAAGCUCUCUGUUAACACUGGAGCUCAUCCACAUAUGAAAUGCUCUAAAGGGCAACAUCCACUGAGGAUGCCAUGUGAAUUAUGAAACCCAGAGAAGAGUAGGUGUGCUUAGGAUGGGUUCUAUUGAAAAUCAGUACACAUAGUUAAAUGCUAAUGCUCCACUGUUUCAAAUGAGACCUACCUUUGUGUCAGGCUGCAGCUGGGGGUCUGAUUUUGGCAAGACAGGGAUGAAUCAAAUAGGACAGAGGUGUGGUCAUAGACAGGCUGGAGAUCAGCCACUGAAUCAGGCAGACAAAGGCCAGGGCAGAGACAUACUCUGAAGAUGUGCUAGUGGUUGGGUUCUAGGUUGAACAGACGAAAACCAAAUGACCAGCAACAGGAAUGAAGCCUCAGAGGUUUGACAGUUGCUCAAACUGAGCAAGGAGUAAUAUAUAAGCAGCCAGCCCCUGUUAGUCCCUCAGAGCACAUGGUCAUGGCUAGACUGAAGAGAUGCAGUUCUGGUUCUGCCCACCAUAUGAGUAGCACUGCCACUAAGGCUUCAGCCUAAAAGUUGUCCCUGGGGCACAGGGAGUGAAGAGCUCAGGCUCCAUUGCCUUGGUGGCCAGUUUGAAUAUCCUAGUGCCUUAUACUUCCUGGGGUACGGAUCCAGGGGCAGAAUUUGCUACCUCCCUGUCCCGUCCCGUCCCCCAUUGCAGCGCCACCAUCACACCUCUCUUACCUGUGUUGUUGAUGGUGCCUGUGUAGUGCUGGAAGCAGCAUUGGCUUCCAGCAAGACCUCGCAAGAUCUUGCUGGAAACCGUUGCCGCUGCCAGCAGAGGUGAUGGGGCAGGGAGCGAAGGCAAGGCAGGAGCCUCUCUUGGGCUUCCACUGCUCAAGGCGGGCACCUCACCUUGCCUCAUCUGUGGGCCAGGUCUGCUUGGAUCAAAUGGUCCUCUAGCAGUACAAGUGAAAGUACUUCUGCUUGUGCAUGGAGGAGUGACUUUCAUUUCAGCUCAUUUUCCUCCACAGCUGCACCUGGACCUCUGCAUAGCAUUGAAUGCUUUCCUGAAGUGUCUCCCAACUCUGAGAUGCAAGUGGCUGUACCAAAACGGGAAAGUGAGAAAAGAUCUGUGGUUUUCCAAGUAAUUUCCAAAUUUCCAUAUUAUUUAUUCUGGUGUAAGCUGACUACAAUAAUUUCUAUGUUACUUGUCACUAUAAAAUCGGUUGCAGUGACUGCCUCCCAAUAGCCAAAAUUUAGUAUAUCUUCAGCUAUAUUGAUAUAAAUAGGGCAAUUCUUAUCAGAGGAUGUCAACCAAUGUGUAACAAUUAAAGUAUGCACCAUGUCCUCUGCAUUUGAGUAGCCACACAAAAUGCCCACAAAUACACCCUGUCAUCCAAAACAAUUGUCCGAAUCACCAUUUUCUUGCUCUCUAGAUUUGUGUGUGUCUCUUUACACAUGCACUGCAUAAUCAUUAUGGCCCUACUUACAUGAGACGGCAGGCACCCUACAACUCAGUAUUAUAAAACCAUAGAACAGGGUCAGCCCACCCAAGCUAGUGGUGUCCAAUGCUUGGCAAGUAGGCCAAAGCUUGUUGGGUCUACUUCCCCUUACUAUGCAAAACAAAAUAAACAUCCAGGUAUGGAAGUGCCUUAACAAAACUAUUUCUGAGUGUGAAACAUACCAAGGGCCCUAUCGCUUAGUGAUAGAGCAUGUGUUUUGCAUGCAAAAGCCCCAGAUUCAAUCCCUGAUAGGUGGCAGGACACUGUUUAAAAAUAUCAGGUAUCCAGAGAGGCAGAAAGCCUGUCUGGAGACCCUGCAGUGUCAUUGCCAGUCAGGGUAUACUAUUAGACUAUAAAUGGACAAAUAGCCUGAUCUGAUAUAUGGUAGAGACUCCUGCAUUCUUAGAUAAGAUGCCUGAAUAAACGUAGUGUGUGAUGGACGUGUCACCCAGGGGUCAGGUGCUUUGGCUGAAUAUGCACAUCAUAAUUCUGCUCAUUUAGGCUCAAUGAACAGAACGUUGAUUCAUUGAUAAGGGUGUGAAUAGUCCAGCAGUGAGACGCAUGGGAACUUGGAAGCAGCUGGCAGCCCCCACCAGGAUGUGACAAUGUUAAAGGGGAUUUUUCAUUUGCCACAUUUGCUUGUAUAAAGUUGGCACACUUACAAAAGUUCAUUCUCGAUCUAAAGAGAUUACUGUGCUAGUCACAUUCUCUUUUACAGGGAAGAGCUCUUAAAAUGAGAGCAAACUUUUAAAGGUGCAACCAGCUAGGCUGAUCACUUAUGUGCAAGGAGUAAAACACCAUCUCUUCCCUUUAACUGCAGUUUUAAAAAUCAUUAUUAAAAAAGAUGACACAACCAUGAUGAAUCACAGCAUGAAUGGCUCCCAUACGCAACCCAGAGGCACUUUUCUGUGAAGUGCUUCCAUUAACUUCAGGGUGUAAUAAGUUUGUCUCCUUUAUGCCCCAUAUCAUUGAGGGUGCCUGGUCCUGGCAUUAUUUGUUUGUUACAUUUCUAGACUGUAUUUUGGGUGAAAUGACUACUCUCAUAGCUUUACAACAGUCAUGAAAUACAGCUGAAAGCAUAAAACCCACCAUAAUACAGAUAAGAGCAAGAGAUACAAAAAUACAGUUACAGCACAAAAUAAGCAACUAGCUGCAUUUAUCCACCUGGAAGCAACACCCCUGAAUGUCAAUCAACUAAUUAAUUUAUAAAGUCAAAGCACAAUGGCCAUAACCCAAGUAAGAGACGAAUAUACAUGAAAGUACACAGAGCUGGAAUUGCAUAUAUGGUUGUAGCUGCAGCAGUUUCUCCUACUGAAGUCUAGCUUCUUUUGAAACAGAAUAGUCAUCUGUUUCUUUGGCAGUGAGAACUAUUGAGUAGCCCAGGCAAAAUAGUAUCUCAGCUAGAAAUUGCAUUCUCUUCCAUGCUAUUUCCUUUCUUUGGAUCAUGGUUUUAGUUAGGCUACAAGCCCAAAAGGUGAUAAUUAUUUCUUUGAAUGACAGUCAAGGCCAGAAUAAUUAUACUAUGUAAUCUUGAAGUCAAUAAAUCACUUAGAGAAAACAUGAAUGAAUAUACAUUUACUGUUCAGCUAAUGGUGCGCGGGUGGUGCUGUGGUCUAAACCACUGAGCCUCUUGGUCUUGCGGCUGAUUGGAAGGUCAGCGGUUCAAAUCUGUGCAAUGGGGUGAGCUCACGUUGCUCUGUCCCAGUUUCUGCCAACCUAGCAGUUCAAAAGCAUAUCAGUGCAAGUAGAUAAAUAGGUAUCGCUAUGGCAGGAAGGUAAAGGGCAUUUCCAUGCGCUCUGGCACUCGUCACCGUGUCCCGUUGCACCAGAAGUGGUUUAGUCAUGCUGACCACAUGACCUGGAAAGCUGUUUGUGGACAAAUGCCAGCUCCCUCGGCCUGAAGCGAGAUGAACACUGCACCCCAUAGUCACCUUUGACUGGACUUAACCAUCCAGGGGUCCUAUACCUUUACCUUUUUACCUUUUACUUUUCAGCUGUAUGUCUUUAAAAAGUACUUCAAUAUUUUAUAUUUUCCGCUUGAAACAAAGUCUUUUUGUUGUUGUUGGUAGCCUUACAGAUGCAUUUGCUUUAUAUUUAAGACACGCAUGCAGGCACACACAAAACCCCUGAGGCUUUGAAUUAUUUUCAAGCGGGGAGUGGGGGAAUACUGUCAUUUUUUCCACUGAUCAUGACCACAUCCAAUACAAGUCAAAACAAGUACUCGGAAGACAAGCUAUGACACUCUAGUACAGAAAUUAGAAAAACUAGCUGGACUGUUCCUUCCUGGGCAUCACCUUUACAGUUAAUAAUUCAAAAAUCAGAAGUAGGUGAUUCAUAAUAACGAGCAAAGGGCAGAAUGUCUACAUUGACAUUGGCUGGUUAGCACUGGCAUUAUUAGGCAUGUUUUUCUCAGUUCACUAGAUAGGUCUAGAUAUGACUCAGUAGAUGUAGACGAGUCAAAAUUGCAGAAUUCUAGGAUGCAGUUUUUAAAGCAAUCACUUGAUAAUCAUGUUGAAACAGAUGAACCUGCUAGAUAAAUGGCUAUAAAUUGAAAAUUAACUACCUUUAUCAAGCUGUAAGCAAACCUUCUUGUGCCCUAUGCCAUGAGAGGUUUUUUAAAAAAAAUACAGAUGAAGGUAGAUUGAUUUGUAUCCUGCCACUUCCACAGAGAAAAUUAGCAAAAGCAAAUAUAUAUCCCAAUCCCGCUAUCUUUUCUAGCCAGUAGAUGACUAGAAUACUUUCCACAUUGAUUUCAUUGGGGAAGUCCAUUCUUACAUUCUCAAAGUUUGUUCAUAGGGUGAUACAUACAUACAUACAUACAUACAUACAUAUAUAGUGCACAUAAGAGAUAGAUCUGUGCUCAAGUGUAAGUAUAGGAUACAAUAUCUACUAACAUAUAAAAUACAGUUAAUUACAACCAAUUUGCCCCAUCUGAAUCUUGCUUAAUGAAAGCCAGCUCUCACAGGAGUUUUUACAUCAUUCUGGAAGAUUUAGGGCACAGCCUUCCAGAAUAUCUUUAUUUUAAGCUGGAUAUUUUUAGGUUAGUAAAGGCAGGUCAUAGGGUCUAUUGAAUUUGCAAGUGUUAAAUUCUCCUUCAAAACAAAAUACGGGGCGGGGGGGCGGGAAUAUAUCAAAAAGGUAAAUAUGCUCAGCACAUUCCUUUUAAUAAUGUACGCUGCAUGUUUAGUGUCUGUAUACACAAUCUGGUUCUUUCCCUGUGCUUGCCGUACCAAUACCAAUUUAAAGCCCAUACUCGAAACCAACAGUAGAUGGCCCACUUUUCAUAGAAAGAAAGACCUGGAGAACCCAACACUAGGCCAUGAGGAAAAGGAACAGAUGCACGCACACACAGCCACACACAGCCUUCAUUAUAAACCUGGCAGUCAUUUGCGAGAACAAGUGAAAACAUGAUUAGGAAAAGAAAGAGGUAAUUUCUCCCCCAAAUCAUAUGAGAAACAAGUAGUCAUAAAACAUUAAAGUAAGACGGAUACAGAAACCAACAUAACCCAGAAUGUAAAAUCAUUAUAGGAGUAACAAAAAGAGAUAAGGAUAGUUAGCAUAAAAUUCAUAAGCUAUGAAAACUUAGCAUUAAUUAAAUAAACAACCCACCCUCUCUUUUUUUUAACCUAAAGGAAAUAGUUAGCUAACUAGGGAAUAUCUUCAGAAGAUUUUUCAGAGAAAAUUCGAUUGACACUCUAUGCCCUUUUAAAAUGUGUUGGGGGUAGUUAUUGGGUUGUUGUUGUUUUUAUUUUGAUUAUGUAUUUUGUGGUUUUAUAUUCUGAUUUUAUUCUGUGAACUGCCCUGAGACCUGCAGGUAUAAUAGGCCCAUAUGAAAAGUGCUGACGACUGCUGGACAGAUCACCGAUUAAUACAUUCCACGAUGGCUAUCAAGAUUGUAUCUCAACGUAGGCUUCAAGGAAGGAAACCAAGGCACAAAAUGAACACUCAAGCCCUUCAAGAUCUUAUUAAGUGGGAUUGCUUCCAAACAGCUCUUAAGGACCAUCUGCUUUUGGAGUUCCCUGACAACAUUGAGGAACACUGGACCAAGCUAAAAACAUCCAUGAUUGCAGCCUAUGAACAAGCAGUUGGAUAUCAAACACCAAGAAAUGGUUUGAUAAGAAUGACAGUGAGAUUGAAUGCAUUAUUGACAAGAAAAGGAAGGCCUUUCAGAUCUGGUAAAGAAAUAGAAACUGUGCCACUAAGACAAAAACCUAUGCCAACGCUAAGGCUGAGGUUCAAAGAAGAACCAGAGAACUAAAGAGCACCUGGUGGAUAAAAAAAGCGCAAGAGAUCCAGCACUUAGCCGAGACUCAUGAUGCACAGGGUUUCUUUAAAGCCACAAAGACCAUCUAUGGGCCAAUAAAUCAUGGCAUAUGCCUCCUACGCUCAACAGACGGUACCACACUUUUAAAAGAUAAAUAAGCUAUUGCACUGCGCUGGAAAGAACAUUACCAGCAUCUCCUUAACCGCAACUCCCCUGUAGCUGCCCUGAGGUCCUCUUACAAAUUCCACCCAAAAAAUAGAGAUGAGUUUGCAAUAUCUCCAAAUCUGGGAGAGUUGUGUACAGCUAUUAACCAAAGGAAAAACAACAAAGCCAGCGGGCCUGGUGAGAUACCUGCCGACGUCUUCAAAGUGGGCGGAAUUGAACUUACACAAUAACUUCACAAGCUCAUCGAAAAAGUCUGGGAGAGAGAGGAGAUCCCAGCAGACUUUAGGGAUGGCAAAAUUAUCAAUCUCUUUUUAAAAGGUGAUAGAAUGGAUUGAGGAAACUAUUGAGACAUCUCUUUAUUAGCUGCGGCCAGCAAAAUUAUUGCAAUGAUCUUAGCAAAUCAUCUCCUAACAAUAUCCAAGGCUACUUUUCCUGAAUCCCCAAAUGGUUUUCGACCUUGUAGGGGGACAGUGGACAUGUUUUUCACUGCUUGACAGCUUCAAGAAAAAUGCAGAGAGCAUACUGCCUUCAUGGAUGCUGCUCCCUGUCUGCCUUAAUAUAUGCCGCUCCUACAACAGCGGAGACCAUUAGCAAAGAUAAACAAGGAUGAUUUGAGGGUAAUUGUCCUUGCAAGCUCCCCCCAGGGCCCGGGGGGGGGGGAGUGAGCUUCAUUCGCAGAUCGUCUUGGUACCUGGCUCUCACUCUGGCAUGGAAUUUGGGAGGCAGGGAGAUGCUGAGUGCAAAAGCACUUUGGUAACAACAACAACAACAACAAUAAUUUAUUAUUUAUACCCUGCCCAUCUGGCUGGGUUUCCCCAGUCACUCUAGGCGGCUUCCAACAAAAUAUUAAAACACAAUAGUCUGUUAAACAUUAAAAGCUUCCCUAAACAGGGCUGCCUUCAGACGUCUUCUAAAAGUCUGGUAGUUGUUUUUCUCUUUGACAUCUGGUGGGAGGGCUUUCCAGAGGGCGGGUGCCACUACCGAGAAGGCCCUCUGCCGGGUUCACUGUAACUUGGCUUCUCGCAGCGAGGGAACUGCCAGAAGGCCUUCAGCACUGGACUUCAGUGUCCGGGCAGAAUGAUGGGGGUGGAAACCCCUGACACAGCCAUUAAUGAAGCAAAACCAACCCCUGUAUAUGGCAUUUAUUGACCUGACUAAGGCCUUCAACACUGUAAAUCGUAAUGCUCUGUGGACUGUCCUUCUGAAAAUUGGCUGUCCAGAUAAAUUUGUGAACAUCCUUCGGCUCCUCCAUGAUAAUAUGACAGCAACAAUUGCAGAUAAGAAUGGCUUUCAAAGUGAACCAUUCGCAGUGGGAUCAGGUGUUAAACAGGGUUGUGUACCUCCAAACUAUCCUAAAUAUCUUCGCAGAAGCUUACAAAAAGCUUGGCCCAUCGCUCAACAUCCAAAAAACCAAAGUGCUGCACCAACAAGCACAAAGCAACUCUGCACUGUUGUUUUGGAUCUUUUCUGACAUACGUUUCUUACAAUUAGUGAAAGUUCGUUAUCAGUCCAGAUAGCUGGAGUGCAGGUGACAUUUGUCUGCAAUACAGAAAAACAGAAAGGGUGCCAGCAACAUAGUUUUAAGAAAUGAACAGCUAGUAGAGUGAAAAGAACAUUCAAGAAUCAAUGAGGAUCUAGAAGGAAAGUGCGAAUAUGGGUCCAUUUACUGUAAAAUACAGCAUCACAUUUAUUUCAGAGAAAAAUAAUUCUCACGCAAGUUUUAUAUUAACUUCUGAGUGUAUUUCCCCUAGUUUCACUAUUGGUGUGCUACACCUACCCACUCUGUAUUCUUUAAAUCCAUAAAGGCACACUGUUCCAAGAUGAGCAACACAACAACCUCAAGCUGUUGCUGCACAGCUGCUCUGUCACACUGGCAAUUUCAGUCCUUCUUCACUGCUACAAUGAUUGCUUGUAGUGCAGCCCUGAGAUUUUAAGGCUCGCCCUCUCUGCAACCUAUGAUCGUUUAAUGUAAGGUCUGAAAAGAGCGCCAUCAACAGAGCUGUGCAUAUUCCAUGUACGUGCAGGAAUCUUUUCAGAUCUUACCAUGGGCAAGCAUAGGUCAGAGAUGGAGUUUGCCAUCUCAACACUAUACUCAUCCACACACAUGUGUACA
Molecule: messenger RNA, 36255 nt
Organism: Podarcis lilfordi (Lilford's wall lizard)
Lineage: Eukaryota; Metazoa; Chordata; Lepidosauria; Squamata; Lacertidae
Source: the annotation of a GenBank genome assembly